This is a messenger RNA of Aspergillus clavatus NRRL 1, 525 nucleotides long. Its product is annotated as MARVEL domain-containing protein. The coding region runs from base 1 to 525 and encodes 174 amino acids. Lineage: Eukaryota; Fungi; Ascomycota; Eurotiomycetes; Eurotiales; Aspergillaceae. The transcript is spliced from 3 exons. Gene Ontology annotation, biological process: protein localization to plasma membrane; eisosome assembly. The record is from RefSeq and is a predicted model, not a curated record. Gene Ontology annotation, cellular component: eisosome; plasma membrane.
AUGGUUCUCAAAGGUAUUCAGCUCGGUCUCCGAGCUUGGGAGUUCGUCUUCUCCCUCCUCGUCAUGGCCUUGAUUGGUAACAUCAUCGCCGGGGCGUUCGCAGGCAACCCGGCCACAAUCAACUACAGCAUGUUCACUGCCACCUUCUCAAUAAUCUCGCUCUUCUACCUCGUCCCCGCGUCAAUCAACCUUAGCUGGGCCAUCAGCCCCAUCAUCAUGAUCGUGCUCGAUGCCCUGAACGCCAUCUUCUUCUUCACCUGCGCGAUCGCGCUCGGCGCCCGACUGCAUGCGCGCAGCUGCUCCAACAAUCAAUAUACCCUCCACAAUGAAGUCACCAACGGCUCGCACAACCGCGAGAAGCGUUGCCGCGAGGCGCAGGCGUCGACUGCGUUCCUCUGGUUCGCGUGGGCAGGUUACAUGGCCUCAACGAUCAUCUCCAUCCUCAUGGCCCGUGGCUCUACUGAGAGCAUGCGUGGCCGGCCUGCUCGUGGCGCCCGUGGACGCCCUAGCAUGGCUCAGGUCUAA